Messenger RNA from Branchiostoma belcheri (Belcher's lancelet), 2435 nucleotides. RefSeq lists its product as uncharacterized. The record is from RefSeq and is a predicted model, not a curated record. The transcript has 10 exons. NCBI's taxonomy places the organism in Eukaryota, Metazoa, Chordata, Leptocardii, Amphioxiformes, Branchiostomatidae. The coding region runs from base 218 to 2293 and encodes 691 amino acids.
UAAACACGGAAUAGCUCUAGUUUAAUACCGUGCGGAUUUGUUGAAGACGAUCGUUCACAGAAUAUUAGUUCGUGGAGCAAUAUAUAAAGGUGGGAGCAGGAGGAGACACUGGUCUACGUUCUAACGUGCAGUCGUAACUGUAUCACCAACACGUCUGAGACGGUUUCGUCACUUCGCUGCUGUUGACAUCGCCGUUGGACGACGUUUAGCGCAACACAUGGCUGGGACAGGUCUCCGUCUGCCGAGCCGGCUGCUGACGCGGAGGACCAUGGUACUCCUGCUGAGCCUGGCCACGAUCGCCGUCCUGCUCAACGUGCGGCUGGACACGGUGGCUCCCGUCACGCUCAAGUCGGUCCUCCGGCUGGCGGGCGGGCGGUGCGAACUGGUCGUCACCCGGCCAGACACCGUGCCGACAGGCGCGGCCUUCCCCGUGAAGAUCCAGAUCACCGGCGGGAGCAUCCGCUCAAUCCCCCGGGCGGAGGCCUCUGUAACGGUCGGCGGUGACUCCCCGGGUAGGACCGUGACUUUAUACUACGGCGUCGGCACGACGAGCCUCUCCCUCCCGAGGGCCGGCGCGUGGGACGUCCUGGUGUCGGUCAGCGGACGGGUCGCGCACUCAGCCGGCGGCAGGGUCGCGGAGGAGACGUGUUCUGAACAGUUCUCCAUCCAGGCAGUCGACUUAGACGACCCGGCCGUCGAGACUAGGAGGAUCGAACGCGGAACGCUGAGCAACACCGGCCUGCAGUGGACGAAAGGCUUCGUGGUGGUCGAGGGCGCAGUGACGGUGCCUACCGGCGGCCUACUGGUGGUCAACCCGGGCGUCUUCGUGCUUAUGAAGCCCGACGCGCGGAUCGAAGUUCUCGGCGAGGCAAAGCUGGGCACGAAAGAGGGAGAACCGAUCGUCUUCGCCGGUUAUCCGGCUCACAGCGGCGGCGAGACGAGGCCGUGGAGCCAGCUGCUGUUCGGCAGGGGCGCGAGGGGGUCGCUGCAUAACGCGUGGUUCCUGCAAGGCGGCGCGAGCGCACACUCCAACUUCGGUAACCUGGACACGCGGAGGGUGAUACACGGAGAGGAAGGUUCGGACAUCGCCUUCGUGGGAGGAGGGAUCAUCGACAGCGUAGGCGGCGCCAUCGGUGGGGAGCGCUGCAGACUCCAGGUACACCAUGCAGUGAUAGCCAGGUGUAACGGGGGAGGUUCUGUACAGGAGGCGGCAGUGACGCUACAGAACGUCCACGUGACCGAAAUCGGACAGGAGCAAACAGGCUCGUCAGACUUCGCCGUGGACGGGUUCACCUUCUACUCCCCACGUAUCACUCCGCCGGACGGAGAGGUCUCCAAAAUAUCCGACAGUGUGUUUGCAGUUGGUGGAGGGUUGGGUAUUCACCACAAGGGCACCAACCUCGCCAUCGAGUCCACCAUCGUGGAGGACUUCCGGCGGGCCUGUGUCGUCACUUCCGGAAAGAAGUCUCGCGUGACCAUCAGCAGCGCCCUCUUGCGAAACUGCCGCGUCGGGCUGCAGCUGAGCUCCGGCCGGCCGAACGUCACCGUGUCCAACAGCGUCGUAGUCAACAACGAGGUUGGGAUCUGGUACGGGGACGAGAACGCCGAAACUGGCGGGGAGUUGGAGCUGGAGAACACGCUGGCCAUGGGGAACGCAGACAAGAACCUGAAGGUGUACAUCAACGGAGCGGAGAGGACGGAAGCCGACCGGGGCUCGGAAAACGUGAGGCUGAAGUGUUUCUUCGUCAACAGCGAGUCGGUGAAGAGGAAGGCUCGGUCCCAGUUCAGGUUGGUGGAGAAGAAGCAUUCCCCGUGCCUGCAGCCGAAGAUUUCUCUGAACCACUCUGACUGUCAAAUCGCGCCUGAGCUGCCGCACGGAAAGUGCCUGUGGUCGGAGUACAACCCCGAGACUCUGAGCGGCGUCAGGCUAGAGCGGCUGGACCUGUGCGACUCGUGCUGCAAGGAGACGGCCGAGCUGACCUUCGGGAGCUUCGACCACUGGCGGAUGCUGAACGUCCAGAACCGCAAGGGCGCCACCAUCCACACGGGGAAGGUGGAGACCAGGGAGGAAUGCGGAGUGUCCUUCGCAGCCGACUUGUACCAGUACACGGACAGCGACUGCCAGAAGACCAAGGUGCAACUUAAGUCGGUCUUCAGCAACAUCCUUCACUUCCAGGGCGAGAGCCACCUCCGGGAGCUCAAGGCGCACUACUUCGACAGAGUCAUGAAGACGUCACUGACUCCUCCGUCCUUCGGCAUGAUCCUGGAUUUCUCCAACAUCCUGGACAGGUGAUUUAUUGCUAGUGUUCAUAGUACAACGUUGGACUUUAUUCCAACACACAAUUACACAGGGAUCAAAUUUUCAGCGACCACUGUCGCCUUCAUCAGGAUAAUUAAUGACCAAUCACUUCACAACAUUAUUGUUGUGUAUUAAC